Messenger RNA from Olea europaea var. sylvestris, 707 nucleotides. Its product is annotated as elongin-C-like. The record is from RefSeq and is a predicted model, not a curated record. The coding region runs from base 115 to 408 and encodes 97 amino acids. Gene Ontology annotation, biological process: ubiquitin-dependent protein catabolic process. Gene Ontology annotation, molecular function: protein-macromolecule adaptor activity. Gene Ontology annotation, cellular component: elongin complex. The transcript has 4 exons. NCBI's taxonomy places the organism in Eukaryota, Viridiplantae, Streptophyta, Magnoliopsida, Lamiales, Oleaceae.
GUGGUCACUUUGGAAAUACACGGGUUAUACGGUCAUUUGCAACAAUAUCCUCCUGAAGUCCUCUGUAAACUACACGUUUUUUGGCAAAAUUCCGUAGUUUGGUGGUUAGUGAAGAUGAAGGAAGACAUGGUGAAGCUGAUAAGCGCCGAGGGAUUCGAAUUCGUUAUCGAUAAAAAGGCCGCCAUGGUCUCUCAAACAAUACGGAACAUGCUCACCUCUCCAGGGAGCUUUGCUGAAACGGAGCAUGGAGAAGUGACUUUUCCAGAGAUAAGCACAACCAUUUUGGAGAAGAUUUGCCAGUACUUUUACUGGUCUCUUCAAUAUGCUAGUGGGAAGGAGACUGAGUUCCACAUUGAACCUGAGCUGACCUUGGAACUUAUGAUGGCUGCUAAUUACUUGCAUACUUGAACUUGCACCACUUGUUUUCUGGGCAAUGACUUCUCUUUAUCUUUGGUAGAUAUAGGGAGACGAUUUUGCGCCUAUCCAGAAAAUCAGUGUGCCAAAGUUUGAUACCGUCUUUAAAUUAGACGGUUUGACAUUAUAUUUUAAUGUUGUCAUUGAUUGCCCCAAGAAUUUUCAUAUGAAUGACUUGAAAUAAUUGGAGACAUUUAUAUAGACAUUCUAAUUUCGUAUUGGAUGAAGUUAUUGUGUUGUAUAUAUAUACUCGAUUUCUAGAGUUAAUUUCAUUCACAAUCACUGUACUUUGA